This is a messenger RNA of Trichobilharzia regenti, 3745 nucleotides long. NCBI's taxonomy places the organism in Eukaryota, Metazoa, Platyhelminthes, Trematoda, Strigeidida, Schistosomatidae. The record is from the annotation of a GenBank genome assembly.
AUGAGUGAGGACAUUGAUGUGUCCAAGUUGAAGGUCCCGGAGUUGAGGGCUGAAUUGGGGAGACGAGGGCUGAAUACUUUCGGCACGAAGCAGAUUCUGAUGGAUCGUUUAAAUGAUGCACUAAAAGCAGCAAAAUCAUCUGCUGAUAAGUGCGGCUUAGAUGAAACUAAAGAAAUUCCAUUGGAUCCUCUAAAUGUCUCCAAGCAAAAUAAUCAGAAUCCUGGACAGGAAGAGCGCAACCAAAGUCCCGUAGUAUCUCCUAGGCGGGGAUUUGAGAAUGGAGUGGCAAAUGACAAAGACGGUAAUCAUUCUGAUCAGUACCAAAAAUCAGACUCAGAAAACCAUAAGCGGAGACGUUCACCGUCACACUCUCCACGCCACAGAUCUCGAUCUCGAGAUAGGGACUCCCGUCGUUCACCACGCAGACGUUCAAGGUCUCCGCAACCGAAAUCGAAAAUGGUUGAAGAGCCAGAUAACUGGGAAAAGAGUGAAAAUGUCUUUCUUGAUACUUACAACUGUGACUUAAAUCUCAUUAUUGAUGCUACUAGUUUUCAAGCCAAACCUCAGACAGAAGGUGGUUUUUCACUAAUGUGGGCGGGAGUCAGAGCAAACUACGGUGUAAUCUCUGGGAAAGCUUUUUAUGAAGUUCGGGUUGUGAAAAAUAUCCAGGUGGAGAACUAUGACAGUCUCCUUGGCGGGGCCACUCAUGUGAUGCGAGUAGGCUGGUCUACGGAGAAUACCGACUUCGCACUUGGUGAGCAGCCACAGUCCUAUGGCUACGGGGGUACAGGCAAGAAAUCAUGCAACAAUAAGUUUUCUGACUACGGAUGCUCGUUCGGGGAAGGAGACGUAGUUGGCGCCUUUUUAGAGUGGACCGGUUCUGAGGCCGUACUCAAAUUCAGCGUUAAUGGUGUUGAUCAAGGGGAGUGCUAUCGUGUGCAAAAAUCGCAACUUGGCGAACGUUUCGCUUUGUUCCCACACAUUUAUGUGAAGAAUGUUGAGUUCGCAUGCAAUUUCGGACAAGACAAUCAGUCUCCUUGGUUCAACCCUGAUACAGCUGGUGAUGACCCGUUAUCAUGGCAGUUAAUGAACAAUCUCCCCAUCUCCUGCCGCGUACAUGGUCGCUGUCCACCGCAGUCAAAAUCAGAAUGCGAAGUGAUCAUGAUGAUAGGACUUCCUGGAGCAGGGAAAACGUAUUUCACUGAGCGUUACACAGCCGAGCACCGUGAGAAACAAUUUAAUGUUUUGGGGACAAAUCUAAUUCUGGAUAAGAUGAAGGUAAUGGGUAUUGCUCGUCAGCGUAAUUACCACGGAAGAUGGGAUGUCUUAAUUGACAAAUCAACAAAAUGUCUGAAUACACUGAUUGGUGUGGCGUGUAUGCGCCGUCGGAAUUACAUUUUGGAUCAGACAAAUGUGUACCCGUCAGCACAGCGCCGUAAAAUGCGUCCAUUUGAAGGUUUCAAGCGAAAGGCCAUUGUUAUCGUACCUACUGAUGAAGAAUUCAGGCGGCGAAUUGCCCAACGGGAAAAAGAGGAGGGCAAAGAAGUGCCUGAAACUGCAGUUCUCGAAAUGAAAGCAAACUUCGGCAUUCCUAAACCAAUAUCCGAAGACCCAUCUAGCGUAUUCGACGAGGUUAUUUUCACUGAGCUCGGUCUAGAAGAUGCUAAAACUUUAGUAACCCAAUAUAAUCAGGAAGGACAAGCGAAUAGACAACCUCCGGAAAAACGACAACGUUGGGAUGGAGGAAGUCGCGAUCGAGAUGACUCACGGGAUUCACGUUUUCGCGGGCGUGACGGUCGUGACAGAGGUCGGGACAUGGGACGUGGUCGUCGUGACGAACGCCGGAGCCCACAGGGCCGUCGGAAUGAUGACCGUGGUCGCCGUGAUUACAGGGGCGGUUACAACGCUUCGCGUGACCGUAGUCGGGAUGGAGAUCGCUAUGAACGCAAUAAUGACCGUGAAUCAUACGGGCGUCAUUCCGGUGGGAGGUUUAGUGGUGGUGGUCCUCAAGGUGGACGCUUUGGACCUCCGAACCGCGGAUCUUAUCCGGGUGGGAUGUCUGGUCCAGGCGGGUUUGGGGGAUAUGAUGGGUCACGUGGCGUCAUGAUGAGAGGUCCUGGGAGAGGGGGUUACCAAGCGCCUAACUUCGAUACACGUGGAAGUCGGGUUGGUUAUCGUGGUGCCAUGGAGCGAGGAAACACUGGUGGUUAUGGCGGGCCUAACGAUGCAAUGUAUGGACAUUAUGACAGCAAUACGACUGAUGGGGAACCUAUGAGCAGUGCGUAUGAUAUGGGUGAUCCUACAGCAUCAGCAAUUACCCAGCCAUCGUAUGAAGGUGGUCCCAUGAGUGGUGGCUUCCGAGGGGGAUACGGUGGUGCAGGUCGUGGAGCUCCAAUGCAGGGACGCAACGCGCUAGCUGGUGGCCGUGGUGGACCGCCGUCUGAUCGCGAAGUGGGUGGAGGUUUUUCAAACGAUAAUCAACAAUAUAGUCUAUAUGUGGCUGCGGACGGUUAUCAAAGUGCAGCUGAAGAAUCAUACUCCGGCUCUGGUAAUGACGACUAUCGUGGUCAACGAUUUGGUGGGACAGGUCCAUAUGGUGCGGGCGCAAUGCAGAGACCACCUGCUGGUAGUUAUCCUCCCUAUCAGAGAGGUAAUCCUCCAUUCCCACCUUCAGGUCCAGCUGGAUAUCCUAAUGCCCCCGGUGGGGGUGGUUAUGCAGGAAAUAGUGCACCAUACGGGAACGCUAAUUCUGGUCCGAACUAUCCAAAUUCAUACCCUAGUGACCAAAGCAGUUUCACAAACAGUGGCGCAGAUCCAUACGGUGGGCAAGCUGGACCUGACAGGUCCAGUAGACCCAAUAUUCAUCAGAAUCAAGGUGCAUCAUUUGGUGGUGGGUACGGUACAAGUGAUUCAGAAAAAGCCGGCGAACGUCCAAAUACUGAAGGAUCUGGCCUAUAUCCAUCUGGUGCAUCACGUUAUCCUGAUAGUCGUUCUGCUUCAGGUAUGCCACCAGCACCUAGACAGUCACGUUUUGAUACGAAACCAGAGGGCAGCGCUCUUCCUCAAUCGAAUGCAUAUCCCGAGUAUGGCGUGGGAUCUAAUUAUGCCAGUGGUUACACCAGUGGCUUUUCAAACGCAAAUCAGAAGGCAGGUUCCCUUCAAACAUCUAAUCCUCCUAGCGGUCCCAGAAGCGGUCGUAGCCGCUUUGAUGUUGGACCGCCUGCUGCUCAACCCGUACCACCUGUAACUGCCGUUCAGACUACUUCAGCUAAUACUUACAACCAACCUACUCAGUCACAGUCGACCAGUCGGUCACAACCUCAAGCUCAGCAGGGUGCAGCUUCCACCCAAGACAUCGGUGAGUUGCUUUUCAAUCUGUUCUGUUUUGUUUCUUUCGUUGGGUGUUUGCGAAAAUUUUGUUUUAUCUGACAAGAUGUUGUUCAUUUUCUCAAUGUAGUCUUUCUUGUCCAUAAGGACUAUACCGGCUCCUUUGUCUGGACGAGUUAUAAGGAGUUCUUCAUUUUGUUUUAGUUGAUUUAAUUCUUCUCUAUGUUGCCUUGUCAGGUGGUUGUAUACUUUUGGUUUUGUAUUAAGAUACUGAUAACAGCUAUCGAUUAUUGUUGAUUUGAAACGCUGCAAUUCUUGUUCGGAGGUUGGGGUUAAAUCAUUUGUUUGGGUCAUUAGGUUUUCGAAUUGUACUUGCGUAUGGAGUCUGUUGGCGUUUAAGUUGACGUCGCAGAAUUUU